This is a messenger RNA of Cladocopium goreaui, 4338 nucleotides long. Lineage: Eukaryota; Dinophyceae; Suessiales; Symbiodiniaceae. The record is from the annotation of a GenBank genome assembly.
GUACAGUACCCCUUCCGUUGUGAGGAUCGCAGUAAGAUCCCAGACGAGCUGCUAGAAGGACCAUUUGAAGACUUCAGCAUUUCGGAGGAUGUCUAUGCGACGUUUUAUUUACUGGCACGCAAUGCCACACCUGAUAUGUACAGCAUCUCACCCUUCAAGAACCCAGAUGUUCGAAUCGCCUGGCUCUACUUGCUAUUUAUUGCUGGUUCCCAGAUCUUCGUGAUCUUGGCGAUCACAGUGCAGAACAGUACCACUUGGAUCGACUGUGGCAACAGCACAGCAGUGGCGGCGUUGCAUCAGAAAGGUCUUCUCUCCUUUCCCUCGCGUGAGUCCUGCGAGUCCGCUGCGUCGCCGGCCCCCACUGGUGCUGAGUGGAUCUUGUUCGGCUUGGUGUGUUACGUAUCUGGAAUUAUCACUGGCGCCUUCCUCACUGCAUUGAUUUGUAGCCAACGGCUGCGGCAUCUUCUUGGUGUGUUGCUCCUUGAAGGCUCCAGAUCCACUGAGUGGCCAGUGCGUGAGGCUGCGGCUGUUCCAGUUCUUAGAAGGACUGGUGGGCUUCUCCUAUGCUUGCCAGAUGGAGCAAUCAGCGCCGAGGAGGAGGCCAACAACCAACUUGGAGAUCUCAUCGCAGAGUUGGGGCCUGUCAAACGGACCUAUGUAUGCUGCCAAGGUCAUGGGGGAGAGCCGACACUAGCUGUUGUCUUCAUCGACGUGCAAGAAUCCAACUAUGGUGUCUUGCGCUAUGCUACCCGGAAACGUGUGGCAUGGGAGGAAGGAACGAUCCAAUUCGUCGAGGGCGAAGAAGUUGCCAGGCCAGAUGGCCCACAGAUCAUCGCUGCUGCUCAAGCUUGGGUAGAAGGCGAAGAUGGACCCACGCCAGAAGAGUACCUCUCUGCCGUCGAGGGGGCGCCUCCUUCCGUACCAAUGCAAAUGCCACCUGGCAUGGACAUGGUGCUGGCUCAGCUUUCUUCCUUGGCAGAUGCAGUCAGCGCUCUGCAAUCCAAUGUCAAAGGUUUGCAAGAGGAACGCCAUUCAUCAUCUCUGGCAGUUGGGGCUCGUGCAAAAGCAGCUUCAAGUGUCAAACCCCAUGCAGACCCCUUGCAGCAACUAGCGCAAUUGGCGGGCCCACCGCCCCGCACCAGAAGUGUGGCGGUCACGGCCGCCAAAGACGUUGCAGACUUAGAUGGGGAGGAGCUGACCGAAGAGGAAGUAGCCCUGCUGGAAGAGGGUCAGUCAGCCCUGAGCACGGACCAGAUGCUGCACCUCGCCUUGGUGAAGGCCUUGGGAAAAGGGAGCAAGUCCCGCAAAAAAGUAGGCUUGGCUUUGGGAGACAGCUCAGACGAGGAGGAGGACGAUCCGCUCAGGAAGUUGAGCGGAGCCCGCGGCACCCUUUUGCAAGAGAAGUUGAGACAAGGGAUGGAUGCAACACCAAUGGCGUACGUGAACUCCAUCGAAAGCAUGGCUGCUGCUUGCCUGGGGCAGACUCAACCCACGCAAGACACAAUGGAGAGGUUUGUGCGGGAAGAGAUGCCAAUUGGAUCCAGCCGGGAUUUGGGCUAUAUGGUUUGGGCUAUUGUCAAGGCUUUGAAUCUGAUGCGGAGCAAGAGCUACGACAAAGCCCAGCUCGUUCUCAUGCUGACCUUGGCAGCGGUGGAGCAGUACAGGCUGGACCAAAAUUGGCAGUCAGCAUGGAGGUUAACGCACCUGGGCCUGCCACCCUUUCAGGAAUGGAAGGUUCGAGAGCAAUCGGUGCAGCAGCUUCGCCUGGAUCAUGCCCACAGUCGCUUGAUUCAUGCAACAUGGGCGGCAGCAAUCACUGCACGUCUCAAGGACGAGGAGGUGCUGAUGAAAAGGCGAGGAGCUCCAAAAGCGUUUCCCCGAGCCGACAAAGGCGGCGACAAAGGCAAAGGCCGUGGUCGCAAGGCGGAACAGGAGGAUAUCCCCUAUGGCUCCAAUCAGGGUCAUGAGAAUCAGAGAUCUAGGUCAACUCCUGCGGUUGUUGUCCCCACGGUGGCAUCUUCCGUGGCUUUCCCGGAAGAGUUGCAAGGUUUUAACCCCUUACCCUUUCUGGAUGAGGAAUUCUCCCGGGCAUACCACGACCCUAGCUGUUUAUUGCAUGGUCAGUACAGGGAGCAGCCGCGGAUGAUGCCACCUGAUGCUGUGUCGGCCGCGACCCGGAGUGAAUUGCUCCAUUUGGGAUGGCGCUGGGAUCAAGUAGAUCGGCUUGCCUUAGCUCUUCCGAGUCCCUGGUGGUCCGUUUCGGAGUGGGAAGGUUCCAAAGCUUUAGCUGAUUUGAAGUCCAGACAUCCCCGGUUGCAUUUGAAACCAUCUGACACCAUCUUCAUGUGCUUUAAAGGUCUUAGUAUGGGGGAUCAUUGGGCACCUGCCUUUGCCCAAAUGGCUCACGAGAACCUCUUAGCGUCUCAUGGGGCUUUGAAACCGGAGGAACAUCUACGUUUUGGGGAAAUCACCCCAAGGGCCCCGUUAGGUCACUUUUCGGGUGUAUGCAUUGAUGACAAGCUUAACCUUCAGCUAACCCCUAAAAAGUUUUGGGAUGUUCCGCUUCGGGAUUCAGAGUCGUGUAAUCAAGUGGACACAGCCUAUGAGACCGCUGGCCUCACCCAUCACCCUAAGAAGCGAUUGCGCAGGGUUCCGGUCACUGUGGCUUGGGGCGCCCAAGUCGAAGGCGUUUGCGGCCUAAUCAGUGCAAAGCGAGAGCGUCUUUGCAUGCUGUCUAUGGCCACGAUGUUUGCUGCGUCAUCUUCUGCCCUCACUCGCACUUUAGUGGAAAAGAUUUUGGGGUUUUGGACAUUUUGUUUCCAAUUCAGACGGUGUCUCUUUAGUUUGAUCCAUGUGCUCUAUGGGAUUGGGGCUUCUAAUGGAUCUGUAGACGCCCCAUUUCGACCCACUAGGGAGGCCAGAGGUGAGUUGCAGCUUUUAAGCAUUUUGGGUCCCACGGCCUUAGCUCAGUUGCGACGUCAGGUCAGUGCAACAAUUUACGCAACUGACGCAGCGCCUGGAGGGGCGGGGGCGGUUUCGUGUUAUGUUGGCGACCGUGUGUCCCAGGAAUUGUUUCGUAGGGCAGAAUCCCAGGGUUUCCACACCAAACUUUUACCUCCUAUCAGUGCUUUUUUUCAAGAGCAAGGGUUGCCAGUGUGCCCGACCGUGGCAUCGCACGAUUUUGAGUUCCAAGCGCCGCCCGCCUUGGAAGGACGCUCCGUGCGUCUGCCUCGGGCCCCUCUGCCCGGCUGGUUCUUAGACUUGCGAGCAGGAAGACAGCUUCUGGACGCUUUUGUGGACUGGAUACAGAAUCAGGAAGCCAGUGCGACCGGAGCUCGUCCUUUCGCAAGUUUGGCCAGGGAGACACCCAUAGUUGUGACGGAGUUGCUGGAAGAAUACGGCCGAGUUCUCUACGCAAUGGUGAGCAUUUCAAUUUCUUGGAAGUGGCACCGCCUAGCUCUGCUGCUUUUGUUGGGCUUUUACGCUUUACUGCGGCCUGCCGAACUUUUCUUCUUGAAGGUCAAGCACUUUGUACUGAGCGAUCUGACAGGUCUAGACAGUGUAGUUCUCAUCCAGUUCGAAGUGGAUGUGCGUGGACAGACCGUGAUGAUGCACACACUUGAGACCUCCACGGAGUUUUACCACCAGGUCUUUGCUUCUGGCAAUGCCACCGUCUUCCUGUUGCGUUUCAUCUGUUGCACCUGGGUCUUUUCUCAGGUGUACCUGCAGGAGUUCAGAAGUGUCAGGGCGCUGCUUCGCUACCACGACUUCAGCCGCUGGUUUCUGCCGCUGAAGGGUGAGGAAGUGCGAAAUUCCUGGGCCAUUUGCAUCCCAAUCAUUCAGUACAUGGUAUUGCAAUGCAUCACCAUCGUGUCUUUCUUGGUGAUUUGCGCCUUCGAUGAGCCCUUCGAUAUCGUGAUGAAUUCCUUGGCCUUCACCUUUAUUGCAGAGGUAGGAAGUGUCUUCAACGAUCCCUUGGUGCAUCGAAUGGCCAAUACCUGCAUCAAGGACCUGCCAGAAGGCUAUCCAGUCAUCAAAUACCUCUACCCAGAGUAUCAGUUGUCCAAUGCCGUCAAUGACGAUGGGACUUACACGGACGGCGGCUGGUACAUUUGCGAAGAGGAAGAGAAGGCUGGGCUGCUGAGCGACUACCGCGUGCGACACAACGAGGCCGCCUAUCCCCAGCAGCAUCAACGAGCGAAGUUCUUGGAGAUUCUCAUCUUCGCUCUGCCGGCCUUCUGCAUUUUUCUAGGUGCUUGGCACAGCCAUUGUCGAGAAGAACCAAACGCAAAGGAGUGCCACCUGGAACGCCUGCGAUUCCUGCGAUUGGAUCUGUAA